AUGGCUGAUAGUACAGUAAAUUCGACCAUUGACACCAUUUUAACAAAUGGAACGAUAUGGAUUUGUGAACCCAUAUCUAAGAAUCCAAGGUUAAGAGGGAUUUUCUUUUCGGAUAAUCCAUUUAAUUACACAUUGCCGGUUCUUUUUAUUCAAAUCUCUUUAGUUUCUAGCUUGACUGCAACUUUACAAUUCUUGCUUGAACCUAUUGGGGAGACCAGAUUCUUUUCACAAAUGCUGGCUGGCAUGAUGCUAGGACCAUCAGUUAUAGGACAAAGUGCUUUCCUACAAAAGUGGCUAUUCCCAACAAAAACAUUCUACAUAAGUGAGACAAUUGCUUUUUUUGGCGGCAUGAUAUUUAUCUUUUUAAUUGGAGUAAAAAUUGAUCUAAGUAUUGUUGUAAGAUCGGGAAAAAAAGCUUGGGCAAUUGGAGUAUUAUCAUUUCUCAUUCCAUUAUUAUUAUGUUCUAUUGUUUAUUGUUUUACAAGAAAAACAUUACCCCAUGAUCAUCCUCUCUAUAAGUCUUUAUUUUCAAUGACACUCAUCUUCUCAAGUAGUUCAUUCCAUGUGACCGCAAUCCACUUAGCAGAUUUAAAGCUAUCAAACUCCGAAAUGGGACGAUUAGCGAUAUCUUCAUCCAUGGUCAGUGGAACCAUUUCGUUAGUGUUGGUUACCGCAAUGAUAUCCCAAGGAAAUACUUUUUCCUUGAAAGAUAAGACUUUGUUCUUGAUGGGCAUGAGUUUACUUGUUAUGAUUACUUUCAUAUUAUAUGUUUUACGUCCCAUAAUGUUUUGGAUGAUAAGACAAACACCUGAAGGGAGACAAAUGAAAGAAGCACAUAUAAUAUCAGUGUUUUUAAUGCUAAUGGGUUGUGCGCUUUUUAGCGAAAUUAUUGGACAACAUGUUCUGGUUUUACCUAUCAUUUUUGGUAUAGCUGUACCUGAAGGUCCUCCAUUAGGAUCAGCAUUGACAGAUAGAUUGGAUACAUUGGUUUCGUCAAUUUUUUUGCCGUUGUAUUUUGUUUAUAGUGGUUCUAGAUUCAAUAUUUUUAUAAUUGAUGGCCAUACCUUUGUGAUUGUUCAACUUCUUGCGAUUGUUGCAUUCCUUGGGAAGGUUGUAGGAACUAUAUUGCCUUCAAUUUUUUGGAAGAUGCCAAUUGCCGAUGUUAUAGCUUUAGGACUACUUAUGAGUGCUCAAGGCAUCACACAUUUGCUUUACUUGCAAACAGGUCUAAAUAUUAAGAUGUUAGAUGAACAAUCAUAUGGCAAUGCAUUGAUAGCAUUACUAUGGUUAACCGGAGUCACCACUCCCAUUGUGAAAUUCUUAUACGAUCCGUCUAAGAGGUACUUAUCUUUAAAUAGAAAAAGAACCAUUGAACAAUCAACUCAAGAUAUAGAACUACAUCUCAUGACCUGUAUACAUACUCAAGAAACCACACCUUCUAUAAUCAAUAUUCUUGAAAUGUCAAACCCUUCAUUGGAAAAUCCUAUUUGUCUCUAUGUUCUACAUCUUAUUCAACUAAGAGGAAGAUCAACCCCAGUUUUCAUAGAUCAUCAAUCGACUAGCAAGAAGAAUCCUCUGCACAAGAAUUACUCAGAGCAUAUAAUAAACGCGUUUCGGUCCUACGAGAAACAAAAAUCCAACAAUGUUGUUGUGAAACUCUACACGUCGAUUUCUCCUUAUGAGACAUUGCAUGAUGAAAUAUGUAUGCAAGUUGCUGAAAAGAGAGUUUGUUUGUUGAUUGUGCCUUUUCAUAGACAAUGGAAAUCAAAUGGGACAACAGAAUUCGAACACUUGAUAAGGGCAUUAAAUCGCCAGCUUCUCAGGACGGCACCUUGUUCUGUUGGGAUUCUAAUCGAGCGCGGUACUUUGAAUAUACGCAAUCCUUUAAUAAAUGUAACAUUUUAUAAUGUUGGAAUAGUCUUUAUAGAAGGAAACGAUGACCGUGAAGCCUUAGCCUAUGCGAUACGGAUGGCAAACAACCCGAUUGUAAGGAUCACAUUGGUUCGACUAAUGGAGCCUCAGAAGAAAAAUAAGAACUUGAUAAAUAGGGAUCCAGAUGGGGAUUUGAUUCAUAGGUUUAAAGUGGAAUGCAUCCAAAUUAAACGACAUGAUUAUAAAGAGGAAGUAGUAAGAGAUAGUGUUGAAAUGAUAAAUGUUCUAAGGUCACUUGAAGGUUGUUUUGAUUUGACUUUGGUUGGUAGAAGACAUGCAAGUGAGUCAAGUUUGUUUAGUGGAUUAGCUAAUUGGUAUGAGUAUCCUGAACUUGGACCUAUUGGUGACUUGUUAGUUUCUUCCAAUUCUACUUUUGAUGGUUCUGUUAUGGUGAUUCAACAACAAAAGAGAUCAGGGAUUGGUUAUGAUUUGCGUUUAGAUUAUGGUGUUUUGCCAAAGCAAGAAAAAGUAACCAUUAAUGAUAGAAAGGUGUGUCCAAUUGUUUAA
Vicia faba (fava bean) is the source of this 2439-nucleotide messenger RNA. The record is from the annotation of a GenBank genome assembly. Lineage: Eukaryota; Viridiplantae; Streptophyta; Magnoliopsida; Fabales; Fabaceae.